UUAAAAUGGUAGAGUUUGAUGGUCAUCCUCAUCCCUUCUACAGCUGCAGAAAUUGCCUUAAUCCUCUUGCCCUUCACGAUGAUCUCAUCUCCAAAAGUUAUCUGGUGAAAUCAGGGAAGGGUUAUAUGUUUGCUCAAGCUAUGAACGUGGUUUUGGGGAGAAGAGAAGACAGGAAGAUGUUGACAGGCGUUUACACAAUUGCUAAUAUUUAUUGUGGCAAGUGUGGUGAGGAAUUGGGUUGGCAAUAUUUACAAGCUCAUGAGUUUAAACAGAAAUUCAAAGAAGGGAGCUUCAUAAUCGAGAAAUUGAAGAUGAUUAAGGUGUACUAG
Molecule: messenger RNA, 329 nt
Organism: Pistacia vera
Lineage: Eukaryota; Viridiplantae; Streptophyta; Magnoliopsida; Sapindales; Anacardiaceae
Product: protein yippee-like At4g27740
Exons: 2
Coding region: 6-329 (107 amino acids)
Source: RefSeq, a predicted model, not a curated record